UGCAGUCACCAUGACCUUGGAGGUUAAUGAGAUCUCUCCAUACAAAAGCUUACAUGAUAGUUAUGUCUCCAACAGACGGGGCAGAACCAGCAUAAAGACUUUGCUGCUGAUCAUGGGGUGCUUGACUAUCCUGGGUUGCUUACUUGCCAUUGCUUUGUUAGAGGACCUGAAAAUGAAGAAAAAGAUAAACUAUGCUGUAAAUGUAAACCAAACCACCAUAUCAGAGCCAGUGCAUGUUCAAACUGAAGACAGCAGGGCUGUUUUGGUGGAGAGUAUUCCUUUCUGGAUAAACAAUGGGACCAAUGCCACUUUUGGAAUAUCUCUGUACAAUUCAUGGAAAGAGCUUCUCUCUACAGCGACUAAGCAAGUUGAUAUAGCAUCAUUUUAUUGGUCUCUUACUGGUGAAGACAUUGGUGUCAAGUCCUUUACUGACCAGCCUGGGAGGGACAUUUUGGAACAAUUAAAAACACUGCCAAAAAGAAAUGUGUCUGUCCGAGUUGUGACCAGCAUCCCAUCUCUUGCCACCAACUCAACAGAUCUGCAAACCCUGAGAGACAAUGGAGUACAGGUCAGAAGAGUUAACUUUGGUCGUUUGACUCGAGGGAUUCUUCAUAGUAAAUUCUGGAUUGUGGACAGGAGGCAUAUUUACAUUGGCAGUGCCAACAUGGACUGGAGAGCUUUAACUCAGGUCAAAGAACUGGGAGUGGUGAUUUACAACUGCACAAGUCUGGCUACAGAUCUUCAUAAAAUUUACGAGUCAUAUUGGGUAAUGGGUACACGCAAUGCUACGAUGCCAGAUACCUGGCCUUCCUCUUACGACACUUCCAUUAAUAAAGAACAGCCUCUUCAUAUGAACCUAAGUGAUGUGCCCAGUAAAGUGUACAUCUCGAGUUCCCCUCCUGUCUUCUGUCCGGAUUCUCGAACCCAAGACCUGGAUGCAAUUCUGACCACAAUUAGCCAGGCAGAGCAGUUCAUUCAUGUAGCAGUUAUGGAGUAUCUUCCUGCUUCCAAGUUCUUUUACAAUCACAGGUUCUGGCCAGUUAUUGAGAAUGCACUAAAACAGUCAGCUUUCGAGAGAAAUGUUACAGUACGUCUUCUGAUCAGCUGCGGCCGUGACAGCGACCCCUCUGUACUGCCCUUCCUCAAAUCACUCGAUGCCCUAAACUAUCCAGCUUACAAUAUCAGGAUAGAAGUGAAACUCCAUGUUAUUCCUGUGGGUAACCAGACUGACAUUCCUUAUACCAGAGUAAACCACAAUAAAUAUAUGGUUACUGAUAAGGCAGCAUACAUAGGAACCUCUAACUGGUCAGCUGACUACUUUAACACCACUGCUGGAGUGGGGCUUGUGAUUUCCCAGGAUGCCUUACAUUCUUCUCACAUAGACACAUUAGUGGGUCAGCUGAGUGCUGUAUUCAACAGAGACUGGGAGUCUGGUUUUGCAGUGCCACUUGAAAAACUGGGUCAAAACCCUGAUUGUGCCUUCUCCAAGAGAUAGAUUAACGAUAUCAUCUCAAUAUUAAGGCAGUUUGUAAGAAAUUUAUGUAAAUAUAAAUUAUGCACAUUCUAUGCUGCUUAUACUUAAAUCUUGUGCUCUAAGGAUUUGUUUUUUUUUAAUCACAUUGCAUUUUUAUAACAGUAAGAAAAAGGGAAGAGAACUAUGAACACAGCUGGCACUGCAUUGAAGUAAACAUUAACCAGCCUGCAAGCCUACUCUCUGAAUACACAAGUACAUACCUGCUGAUUAUUACAAAAUAGAAUAAUGAUGCUUUAAAUCUUCCACUGAUGUUUGCUAACUUUAAUGUUUGACAUUACUAAACAAACAAAACCAAGAAUAAUGUGAGUGGGGACUAGAGAAAAGCUCAACCACAGAUCACACUGAUGGGAGAAUUUUAACACAUUAACCUAUGUUAAAAUCGUUCAUUAUAAUGGGUUACUAUGGAGAAAAAACAUAAGAAUGAUCAACGUCUGUCUUAUUAUUCUAAUCUGAUUGAGUUUUACUAGCUGAAGUAGAG
This is a messenger RNA of Trichomycterus rosablanca, 2012 nucleotides long. Its product is annotated as 5'-3' exonuclease PLD4. The transcript has 11 exons. Gene Ontology annotation, molecular function: catalytic activity. The coding region runs from base 11 to 1495 and encodes 494 amino acids. Lineage: Eukaryota; Metazoa; Chordata; Actinopteri; Siluriformes; Trichomycteridae. The record is from RefSeq and is a predicted model, not a curated record.